GCUGGACCCCGCUCAUCACCACAGCAAGCGCUGCGGCAUUAAAAAAGUAUGGGCCGAGCAGUAGAGAGGCCCUCCUUCUUGCUUAUAUGACGUCUUGUGACUCGCAAUUUGUAUAACGCGAGUCACAUUUCCGGGCUAAUCUGCGUGAUAUCCAUGCAAGGGGCCUAGGGGACCUCUAACGCCUAGCUAAGACCAGGGAAAAAUCAUGGCAGUGCGCCUUGCAGAAAACCCUUUUUUUCAAAUGGAGUAUGGGCUGGAAUUUGUAUCUGUACAUCUUCCAUUACUUGUGGGAGAGGACCGAACGGGAAGUUUCAUCUCUCUCUCUCUGUGGUCCCUGUUUCUUGUGUUUCUGCCACCUAAACAUUGUGAGCACAGCAUUAUUCCUGGUUCAACGAUGCUCUCAGAGUUUAGACCAUUGGGGCCAUCAUGGCUCUCGUCCAUGCGCUCAUCUCGCUGGUUCAUCAUCGUGGUGGUCGCAACUUCGUAUAUGACGGUAUGCCGGGAGACUUUUCUCCUCAUUCAUCAGGUUGAGGAGCUAACGCAAGAAGGGCAAACCCCCUUAGACCUUGUUUCUAUAUGGGAUGGUAUGUUGCACCUCCUCACCACGUCAAGGGCAUCUUUCUCAUAGCUGAACCGUAUCAGAUUGUUCCCAUCAUGCCCUCGGCGCUGGUCGCGCGAGCAGGCGUAUCACCAGAUCAACGUCCGUCCCCGCGAGUUCGAGAUCAUAACUCUGCCAUGGUAGGCUGACUGAAAUUUCUACCCCACAGAGGUAUUCUGGACCAGCAUCCUCUUGAUCUGUGAGACAGCCACGGCCUUCGCGGUCUGUCCGAUCUUCGGGAUCUGGAUAGACUCGUCGGCUAAUCGCAAAGUCCCGUACCUGGUGGGCUUGAUUUGGCUUGCCGCCGCAAUGGCCUUCUUUACCGCCGCGCGGUCGACGACGAUGUACAUUGUUGGGAGGAUUCUGCAAGGCCUGGCAUCCGCGAUCGUGGACGUUGCAGGUUUGGCGCUGCUGAGAGACAAUGUGGGCAAGGACCGCUUGGGAGAAGCACUGGGGUACGCGGAGACCGGCCGAAUGGUUGGGCUCAUGGCAGGGCCGCCACUUGGGGGACUCGUGAAUCGCUCCGGGGGGUAUUAUGCGCUCUGUAUACUAGGGUUUGUGAUUGUGGCCGUGGACACGGUGAUGCGCUUAGCAGUGGUGGAGAAGAAG
Molecule: messenger RNA, 1207 nt
Organism: Aspergillus candidus
Lineage: Eukaryota; Fungi; Ascomycota; Eurotiomycetes; Eurotiales; Aspergillaceae
Exons: 1
Coding region: 242-628 (128 amino acids)
Source: RefSeq, a predicted model, not a curated record